Molecule: messenger RNA, 866 nt
Organism: Symbiodinium necroappetens
Lineage: Eukaryota; Dinophyceae; Suessiales; Symbiodiniaceae
Source: the annotation of a GenBank genome assembly
GAAGAGCUCGGGCUAGACCCGUUGCCCCAUCCUUGCUGCGAGAAAAGCAAGUGCGCUGCCAUCAACAAGAAUGCCGACUGCACAGUGCAGUGUCACGUGGCCUUCCGACCACCGCCAGAGGUUGCUGGGGUCGACAUGUUCCUACCGAGGGAGUGUGCAGAGCCCAUGACCGCCAUCAAGCCAUAUGUCACGCCGAACCGUAGGAAGCCGUUCCAACACGCCUGGGGCGAGCCCAACGAGAAGGUGUUGGCCUUUAAAGGGAAGCGCUUGGACAUCAGUGGCCAGGCUGACGUUGGUGUUUGCACAGUGAGCACGGGGCGGCAUACCGUUGACAGAUGCAAGGUGCAGGAUGGCAAGAAAGCUGAGGCUGCCAUCCAUAAAGUCGCAGUUCACACAGCUUUGAGUGCCGAGACCCGGAACCGAAGUUCGGUACACAAGUAUCCCGAAGCAAACUGGCUUUGCGGAUGGUCACUGUUAAAGGCAGACGGCCUACUGGACUCUCAUGGCAAGAAGCUGGAGGUCAAGAAGAUUAUCUUGGUCGACACCAUGGCUCCGAGUAGCCGUAUCGGUGUCAAUGCUGACGAGAAGGUUCAGCUGGAGAGCACAGACAUCACCUACCCGACUCAAUGCUGUGCGCUGGUCGGCAAGGUACCGACCGCCCACGAGCUGUCCCUCUUCCAUCUUGCCGGUGUCAUGAGUGGCGCGGCAGAGAAGGACUUCGACCUUGGCCUCAGAGUGAACCUGGAUGGUACCAGGCACCUCCUGGAUGCAUGCAGGGCACGGACGCAGGGAGGUGCAGCACCCUCCAAGUUCAUCUUUACCUCUUCGCUGGCGGUCUUUGGCGAGACCUUGGGGCAUGGGGGCUU